AUGUCCAACAGCCGCCUGAGCGCGUUUGCCACUGAGGAUGUAGACGAGAAGUUUUACCAUGCCGAGGAUCUACAAGACCCACAUGAGGGCACGCUGCACCGCGGGCUCAAGGCUCGCCAAAUGUCCAUGAUAGCACUAGGCGGGACUAUUGGCACAGGUUUGAUCAUGAGCUCCGGAACUGCAUUAGUCCGAGGCGGGCCUCUCGGCCUCUGUCUCGGUUUCCUGUUCGUUGGUCUCAUCUGUUUCCUGACUCUUUCGGCCCUGGGAGAGAUGACUGCGUAUCUACCACAUAAAAAGGGAUUUGCAGGAUAUGCAACGCGUUUUGUGGAUCCUGCUCUUGGUUUCGCACUAGGCUGGAUAUAUCUUCUCAAGUAUCUCAUCGCCCCUGCGAGUCAAAUCAAUGCAGCUGGAAUUGUGAUGCAAUAUUGGACGCUCUCGGUGCCCAUCGAGGUCUGGACAGUUGUUGUCAUGAACUUGCUUGGUAUAGAAUUUUUUGGGGAAUUGGAGUUCUGGAUGAGCGGCUUCAAGAUCUUAUCUCUCCUGGGCUUGAUUUUCCUUGGCAUUGUCAUCGACCUCGGGGGAAACCCAGAACAUGACCGCAUCGGAUUCCGAUACUGGCGACACCCAAACGGACCCAUGGGAAGCUACCUUGUCAAGGAGGUGCACAAUGAACGUCUCGCAAUCUUUCUUGGAUUCUGGAGUACGUUGACCACUGCGUUGUUUGCAUACAUCGGCAGCGAAUUGGUUGCCGUUACGGCCGGAGAGGCUCAGAACCCGAGGAAAUCGAUUCCCAGAGCUAUCAAGUCGACAUUUUUUCGUAUUUUCGUUUUCUAUAUCGGAUCCGUGUUUGCAAUUAGUCUUAUCGUUCCAAGCACCAGUACUGAGCUCUUUGUUGCCAAUAGCUCGCAUGCAAGCGCAGCGGCAUCGCCCUUCGUUGUUGGAAUAACUCUGGUUGGAAUCAAAGGGCUCAACCAUGUCGUCAAUGCGAUGAUUCUCCUAUUUACUAUCAGUGCAGCCAACAGUGAUCUAUACAUCGCUUCCCGGACACUCUACGGCCUCGCAGUAGAACGAAAGGCGCCUCUGAUAUUCACAAAAGUGAAUAAAAGAGGCCUUCCUUGGGUUUCUCUGCUCUUCGUGUCGUUAUUCACUUCCUUAACGUUCCUAAACGUGAGCUCUUCAAGCUCCACGGUGUUCGCAUAUACUGUCAACCUUCUUUCCGCGUUUGGGGCCAUCACCUGGAUGACAAUUGCUUACAGUCACAUCUGCUUCAUGCAGGCGCUCAAGGCUCAAGGCAUCUCCCGCGAUAGUCUGCCGUACAAAGGAUCAUGUCAACCGCUGGGGUCUUGGUUCGUUCUGGUUUCGACUGGAAUAAUUCUACUCUUCAAAGGUAGGUUCGAUACGUUCUUCCCUUUUACCUCUGCACUAUUCAUCACGUCAUACCUCCCAAUACCGUUGUUUUUCGUACUCUGGCUUGGGUAUAAACUUCGUUACCGAACUCGGGUUAUACCAGCGUCCAAAGUCGAUCUAAUCACAGGCAAACGGGAGAUUGACGAGGAAGAGGAACGAUUUGUCUUGCGGGAAAAGGCGCGCGAGGGUAAGAUGUCGAGAUGGCAGAGACUUGUAGAUGCGUUGUGA
Molecule: messenger RNA, 1635 nt
Organism: Suillus paluster
Lineage: Eukaryota; Fungi; Basidiomycota; Agaricomycetes; Boletales; Suillaceae
Product: dicarboxylic amino acid permease
Exons: 9
Coding region: 1-1635 (544 amino acids)
Biological process (GO): amino acid transmembrane transport
Cellular component (GO): membrane
Molecular function (GO): amino acid transmembrane transporter activity
Source: RefSeq, a predicted model, not a curated record